Ictalurus furcatus (blue catfish) is the source of this 3671-nucleotide messenger RNA. RefSeq names its product trafficking protein, kinesin binding 2 (gene trak2). Bases 817 to 3648 code for a protein of 943 amino acids. Lineage: Eukaryota; Metazoa; Chordata; Actinopteri; Siluriformes; Ictaluridae. The record is from RefSeq and is a predicted model, not a curated record. Gene Ontology annotation, cellular component: dendrite. The transcript has 17 exons. Gene Ontology annotation, molecular function: GABA receptor binding. Gene Ontology annotation, biological process: neurogenesis; anterograde axonal transport of mitochondrion.
UCACACUGCCAGGGUUUGGGGCUCGAUUCCCGGUAUGUCUGUUGGGGUUUCCUCCGGGUACUCCGGUUUCCUCCGCCAGUCCAAAGACGUGCAUGGUAGGCUGAUUGGCGUGUCUAAAGUGUCCGUAGUGUAUGAAUGUGUGUGUGAAUGUGUAUGUGAGUGUGCGUGCCCUGCCUUGUACCCCAUGCUCCCUGAGAUAGGCUCCAGGUUCCCCGUGACCUUGUAGGAUAAGCGGUAUAGAAAAUGGAUGGAUGGAUAAGUAAUAUUUAAUCUUUUUAUAAUAUAUUUAUAUUUAAUAUUUAAUCAAUUCGUAAUAUUCUGACAAUAAAGUGAUAAUACUAUAGACUUUUUUUUCACGAAAUCUUGCUUUUAUUUAAUUCAUUUUUUAAUUUUUUAUUUUUAUUUUAAACCACCGCCCUAAGAAAGUCUUCGUACAUUUGAGAUUUUGACCCAGGACUCUUAUUCUCAAAUCCGUCGGUUAUAACCGUUGGAAACGUCACGGCGUCCAUUUUUAAAUUUCGUAAUCAAAAAGCACGCGCUGCGCUCCUCCUUGUAGACUUCCGCCCUGCUCGCGCUUUUGUCUGUCGCUGGUUUUCUGGCUUGGCAGCAGCGGAGUCGCUCGCGCGUGCGCGCGCUACAGGCGAGUCGGGGGAAAUAACGGCUGUUUUAAAAGCGCUUUGCUGAAGGUGGAGGAGGGUAUGUAUGAGGUGGAGGCGGGACAGGAUGUGAGGUCAUGAUCAACCUUUUCUGACUCUCCGUCCUGCGCUAGGGUGUGAUUGAGGAGCUCCGCCUCUCUCCACCCAGCAGCCAGUCAGGAUGCUGGAGGUGAAGCAUAUGAGUGCGGAGAAGAAGGAGACGGCUGUGGGAACAGAUGAUGGCCGUAGUGUGUGUGUGAGCAAUGCAGACCCUGUGUACGUGUACGAGACUCAGGACUGGAUGGUUUCUCCGGCCUGCUCUCCAGAUGAACACAACUCCAUCUCUCCACUGCUGGCUGAGGAGACGUUUCGCUACAUGACUUUUCUCACCCUGGAGCCCUCUUCCUCCUCCUCCCUCUCCCGCUCUCACACUUUCUCCAAAGUUCUCACCUCCGACCGCGUGGAGCAGAUGACAAAGACCUACAAUGACAUCGAGGUGGUCACACACCUGCUGGCCGAGCGGGACCGGGAUCUGGAGCUGGCUGCUCGGAUCGGUCAGUCUCUGCUGCAGAGGAACCAUGUCCUUCAGGAGCGCAACGAAUCACUGGAGGAGCAGCUCGCACAGACGCUGGAUCAGGUCCAUCAGUUGCAGCAUGAGUUGAUGAAGAAGGACGAGCUUUUGCGAAUGGUGUCGAGUGUGAGUGAAGAGAGUGAGACGGACUCCAGCUCGUCUCCGUCGCUUCACCACGCGCCCUCUAAUCACACACUCGCACACACACUCACCCUCAGCCAGCUGGAGGCGCUGCAGAGCAAACUGCAGGAGCUAGAGGAGGAGAACCACAAACUACAGGUGGAGGCGGGCCAGCUGAAGAAGGAGACCAUCACGUACGAGGAGAAAGAGCAGCAGCUGGUCAGCGAUUGUGUUAAAGAGCUCCGCGAGUCGAACACUCAGAUGGUGAAUCUGACUGAAGAACUUUCUCAGAAGAACGAGGAUCUUAUGAAACAGCAGGAGGAGAUCUCCCAGCUCCUGUCACAGAUCGUGGAGCUCCAACAGCGCCUCAAACAGUUAGCACUGGAGAAAGAGGAGCUGAGGAUUCAUCUACAAGCCUCAAAGGACUCCCAGCGACAGCUAACUGCUGAGCUGAACGAGCUGGCUGACAGGAAUGCGGAGUGUGUAGGGAUGUUGCACGAGUCUCAGGAAGAGCUUAAGGAGCUGCGCAGUAAGAUCAGUCCGUCUGCAGGCCUGCGCAGGCAUCUCUCACACAGCCUCUACCCCAUGGAGUGUCUGGCGGCCGAGAUUGAAGGCACUAUGAGGAGGGAGUUGAGUGUAGAGGAGGAGAUCACAUCCCAGGACCAGAGGUCGAGUCAAAAGCGUGUGUUUCAGACAGUGAGGUCAGCGAAUGAGUCAAUAAUGCGAGCAGCAGCAGGGACGCCUCCUAUUCCCGGGUCAGGGCACUGCAGUGUGGUGAUGACAUCACAGCCGUUUCACUCCAACACACACCCCACGCCUGACGGAGACCCACAGCAUGGCACGGACAAUGUGUGCGUGGGCCGGCCCGGCUCUCCUGGAGGAAGUGACCUCGUCUCUGCGCUGCGUCGCCUCACUCUGAGGAGGCAGAACUUCCUGUGUGAGCGUCAGUACUUUCAGGCCGAGAGGACCAGGAAGCUGCAGGAGUUCUCCGACGGGGUGGAGUCAGAGGGUGGUGGGAGUGGCUGCAGCUCUCCAAUGGGAAGUGUCCGCUCGUCUUUCACCAACCUUUCAGAGUUCUCCAUGUCCUCCGGCUGCUUUAAGACGUUUUUGCCCGAGAAGCUGCAGAUCGUAAAGCCCAUGGAAGGCUCUCUGACACUGCACCACUGGCAGCAGCUGGCAAAGCCACACUUGGCCUCCAUCCUCGAUCUGCACCCGGGUGUGGUCACUAAGGGCUUUAGGCCCCUCCCCCAGGAUUCUGUGUAUCAUCUGAACGACCUGGAGGAGGACGAGGAGAACGACAGAGCGCCGUGGGUGGACAACACAAAGCGACGAGAUGAGAGGAAGACGGGAGAGGAGGGUGACGACGAAGGGAUCACGUUCAACGUGCACUCGUCCUCCACUCCGGAGGGAAGGAAAGAGAGGAGUGUUUUCACGCCACUUAAAGCCCCGCCUCUUUCGCCAUCUGUAAGAGCGUCUCCUGUCUCAUUGGCUGCAGCUGUGACAUUUGACACCUUAGUAAAUUCAGCGGCAGGGUCGACGGCACUUCCUGUGUCCCAGCCAAGCCUGAGUGUUACUACAACAGCGCCCUCUAUGGCAGUGAAUCCUGGUAAGUGUCAGAGCUCCACCUUCUCCACCUACACCUUCACCACCUGCCGCAUCCUGCACCCCAGUGAUGUCACACAGGUCACACCCAGCUGUGUGUCCACCCCGAGUUCUCUCCGCUCCGUUCCCUCCACCCCGGUCACUCCGUGCAGGUUGAGUCUGGGUGACUCGUUUCCUCCUCGUCGCACUACAGCACCCCCUGCUGGUCUGGCUAAGCUCCUGUUGGAGAAAGGCAUCUCUGCCCAGAGAGUUCCUGCUCCUCCCUCUAAACCGCCUCAGCUCCUGCACCUGCCCCCCAGUACCCCUCCCAACUCCCCCUGCCCCUCCCCUGUACCCUUCGAGUCAACCUCCACACUCUCUGACAACUUCCUGGCAUCGCGGCCGGCCGAGCUCUUCCUGCAGGACGUAUACGGCGUGAAACCCGACCUCGUCGAGCGUCUGCGCAAGCUCGGAUUGGACAAAAACGUCAUCCGGACAGACUUGGACACGGCUCAGCAAUCAUCCACUCUGUUACCGACAGGGGGAGGAAGCUUAUUGGUGGGAUUGAGGCGGAACCAAAGCCUGCCUGCUAUGGUUGGUCAACGCAGCCCGUCCUACCCUGUUCCGCCCCCUCACCCCACCUCCCUCGCCCUGCCUACUCCUUCCUGGGGUAACUUGAAACCACGCCCUACUCGUAGACACACCUCCCUUUCAAAAGCUCCUUUUCCUAAUGAGCAUUAAUGAGCUGUUUGAGGUUGUUUGGC